Molecule: messenger RNA, 1353 nt
Organism: Teleopsis dalmanni
Lineage: Eukaryota; Metazoa; Arthropoda; Insecta; Diptera; Diopsidae
Source: RefSeq, a predicted model, not a curated record
ACAUGGAGAACAGUGGACAAACGGUUAACGAGGAAAGUCAUUAGAACACAGGUACAGGGAAAUCGGAAGCCACGGCUUAGAAUUGCGAAUCUUUAAAACAGGAACAGUGAAAGAGUUCGUUCGACAAACAGAGCAGUGCAUCAUCACAAGAGAAGGUCUUGAUCAAAGUCACGAGAGGAAUUAAUAUACAAUGCCUUCGUAUAUUGAAAGCCUUGACCAAAUAGCUGACUGGUCAGUACGUUAUGACGGCAAAGGAAAUCCAUUAGGCUUCGUGGAAAGAAUAGAAGAGCUAUCAGAAAUCUAUGACAUCGACUUAAAUAUAGUCCCAAGGAUGAUGACCAUACUCCUUAAAGAUUGGGCAGCGAUGUGGUACCGUAACAACAAUGAACGUUGGACCCUUUGGUCAAGCUUCAAGGCAGACUUUUUAGAAUUUUUCCUUCCAUAUGAUUAUUACGAAAGAUUAGCAGAACUUCGUACAGAGCGAGUUAAAACAAGUCGAAGUCAGGUACAGGAAGCGAUCAGUCAUCGCCUGAUAAGUAAACACUCAGAAGCGACGUCAUUACCAAAUACCACGAAAUGUAUGCCAACUACAAGAACAGGGCAGCACGUUGAUUACAGUGUGAAUCUGGGGCCACAUGGACCACAAAACAAGAAAAGUUACCAACAACAGAGUAGUUUCAAAGUUAAGCAAACAACAAUACGAAUAAACACCAUUAAAACGGCAACGACACCAUUAUUAUCCAAGUCAACCAUGAUACCAAGCAUGCAACGUCAAAGUAAUCUAGCUCAACUCUCAGUAACAUCGCAAGUAAAUAUGCAGGAACCACAACAUCUACAUUGUUCGAAACUCAUCAAAGAAAGUCCGAAAGUCCAACCACAACAGGAGUUACACACCAUUAUGCCCGUCGAAGUAAAUCCCCAGGUGCGAGAAGCACAAACACAACAGUUUAAAGAAAACCCACUGAUUUCAUCAUUGAUUGGAUUAAAGGCACAGGAUGUAACGCGAAAAGAACCACAACCCGUCGAAGAAAGUCCACAGGUGCUAGACGCACAACCACACUCAGUACCACUACAGGGAAAACCACAAAAGGAGGCAAUUCAUAAAUGCAUCGUAACUCCUCCACAGAUUUCAACGUCUCAUAGGGAAAGUCCAGAAGUAUGUUAUCAACAAGCAUAUGCACAACAGUCGCUAGUUAACUACAAUCAGAAUACGCAACCACGAGAGCAAAAGCAUCAAAUCGAAGAGCAUGACUUAUCAUCACGUCCAGCACUGCCACAACGUUUAAUGAUAGUACCGGAGUCAUCACAUGUCAAUCAUCCAGUACUACCAACUUCUACAAGUUCAGAAUCAUC